This is a messenger RNA of Mus caroli (Ryukyu mouse), 5659 nucleotides long. RefSeq names its product slingshot protein phosphatase 1 (gene Ssh1). The record is from RefSeq and is a predicted model, not a curated record. NCBI's taxonomy places the organism in Eukaryota, Metazoa, Chordata, Mammalia, Rodentia, Muridae. Gene Ontology annotation, biological process: protein dephosphorylation; negative regulation of actin filament polymerization. Gene Ontology annotation, molecular function: phosphatase activity; actin binding.
AGCGAGGGGCGGGCCCGGCGCGGCUGCCCGGCCGGCUGCUGGAGGCCCCGGGCCGGGCCCGCGCCGCGAUGGCCCUGGUGACCCUUCAGCGCUCUCCCACGCCCAGCGCCGCGUCGUCCUCCGCAAGCAACAGCGAGUUGGAGGCUGGCAGCGAUGAAGAGCGGAAGUUGAACCUCAGCUUGAGCGAGAGCUUUUUCAUGGUGAAAGGAGCUGCCCUCUUCCUACAGCAGGGAAACAGCCCCCAGGGCCAGCGGAGUCUUCAGCACCCUCACAAGCAUGCAGGUGAUCUGCCUCAGCACCUUCAAGUGAUGAUCAACCUCCUGCGUUGUGAAGACAGAAUCAAGCUGGCUGUGCGCCUAGAGAGUGUCUGGACCGACCGUGUCCGCUACAUGGUCGUGGUGUACACCAGCGGGCGCCAGGACACCGAGGAGAAUAUUCUGCUGGGAGUUGAUUUUUCCAGUAAGGAGAGCAAAAGCUGCACGAUCGGAAUGGUUCUUCGACUCUGGAGCGACACCAAGAUUCACCUGGAUGGGGACGGCGGUUUCAGUGUGAGCACAGCGGGCAGGAUGCACAUAUUCAAGCCAGUGUCUGUCCAGGCCAUGUGGUCUGCCCUGCAAGUGCUUCACAAGGCCUGCGAAGUGGCCCGGAGGCAUAACUACUUCCCAGGGGGAGUAGCGCUCAUCUGGGCCACCUAUUAUGAGAGCUGCAUCAGCUCGGAGCAGAGCUGCAUCAAUGAGUGGAAUGCCAUGCAGGACCUGGAGUCCACGCGGCCGGACUCCCCCGCUCUGUUUGUGGACAAGCCAACCGAGGGCGAAAGAACUGAGCGCCUCAUUAAAGCCAAACUCCGGAGCAUCAUGAUGAGCCAGGACCUUGAAAAUGUGACUUCUAAGGAAAUCCGAAAUGAGCUGGAGAAGCAAAUGAACUGCAACCUGAAGGAGUUUAAGGAAUUCAUCGAUAACGAGAUGCUGCUCAUCCUGGGCCAGAUGGACAAGCCCUCCCUCAUCUUUGACCAUCUUUAUCUUGGCUCCGAGUGGAAUGCAUCCAAUCUGGAGGAGCUGCAGGGCUCAGGUGUUGACUACAUUUUAAAUGUCACUAGAGAAAUAGACAAUUUUUUCCCUGGAUUGUUUGCGUACCAUAACAUCCGCGUGUACGAUGAGGAGACCACAGACCUUCUUGCCCACUGGAAUGAAGCUUAUCAUUUCAUAAACAAAGCGAAAAGGAAUCAUUCCAAGUGCCUGGUCCAUUGCAAGAUGGGCGUCAGCCGAUCUGCGUCCACGGUCAUCGCCUACGCCAUGAAGGAGUUCGACUGGCCCCUGGAGAAAGCCUAUAACUAUGUGAAGCAGAAACGUAGUAUCGCUCGGCCCAACGCAGGCUUUAUGAGGCAGCUGUCUGAGUACGAAGGCAUCCUGGAUGCAAGCAAACAGAGGCAUAACAAACUAUGGCGCCAGCAGCCGGCAGAUGACACCAUCGCAGAGCCCAGUGAGUUCUUGCCAGAGACCUUGGACGGCGCCCUGGACACUCAGCUGCCCUGUUUGGAUGAUACCACCCACCCUGGGCUCCCGAGAAGCCUGGCCCCAGGAGGACCCGCUCUCCCCUGUUGUUUCCGAAGACUCUCAGACCCCCUCCUCCUUCCCCACCAUGAUGAUACGGGUGGCCUGGUCCAAUUAGAGGAUCUUGAGAAGGAUGCUCUGUUAGAGGAGGAGGAGUCUCAGCCAGUGGAGGUGCACAAGCUGGUUCAGCAUCCCCAGGAAGGUGCCAGGCUGUGUGAAAAGGACGUAAAGAGAAAACUGGAGUUUGGGAGCUCCAAAGCCCGCAGUGACUCCUUGCCUCAGGUGGAGGAGCUGGAGAAGGACGGUGGCCCAAGAACAGGGAGGUGGAGGCGGGCCUCCACCCAGCUCGAUAGAAGCUUGCUCGACCAGGAAAACCUAAAUAACAACAACAGCAAGAGGAGCUGUCCCGAUGACUUUGAGCCCGAUGCCAUGUUUGGAAUUCUCAGCAAAGUGAAGCCUCCCUACACAUCCUGUGCUGACUGCAUGUACCCCACAGCUGGUGGGACUCCCGAGGCCUACAUGGAGCAACACAAAGACUCCAGCUCCUCUGCUAUCUGCACCCAGCCAACCUUCCUCCCCCACGUCACGUCUUCCCCAAUGGCCCACACGAGCAGCAGGUCCCGAGCUCAGGAGAGGCCGGCCUCUGGUCCAGCCAACACCUCUCCAUUCCUACUACCAGCAGGCUCCAGGAAGCCAGAUGUUAGUGGCUCUGGAGCCGGGGCUACCCCGGAACCACCAGCAAGCCUUCUAGAGCCUUCCAGAGAGACCUCAAAAGCCCUUCCAAAAUCUCUCCAGUUGAAGAAUCCUCACUGUGACAAGAGCGCGGCCAAUAUGGAGGUGUCGGCGAAGGAAGAACCAUCGCCUAAGAAAGAUCCCAAGCCGGCUAAGGACCUGAGGCUUCUGUUCAGUAAUGAGGCGGAGAAGCCCACCACCAACAGCUACCUGAUGCAGCAUCAGGAGUCCAUCAUCCAACUGCAGAAGGCAGGCCUGGUCCGAAAGCACACCAAAGAGCUGGAGAGGUUGAAGAGCCUGCCUUCAGACUCACCAGCUGCCUGCAGGGACAGCGCCACCUGCAGGCUGGAGGCCAGCAUCCCGGAGGAGGGUAGCCAGGAGCCCGCACACCCAGCCCUGUGCAGCCAAGCUGGGUCCGAAGAACAGCCUGUAGGGGGAACCUUGCAGAAGAGCCCCACGUCUACCCUUCCCCGCCUAGAUCACACCAGUAACUUCUCGAAGGACUUCCUGAAGACCGUGUGUUACACCCCCACCUCCUCCUCCAUCAGCUCCAACCUGACCCGGAGCUCCAGCAGCGACAGCAUCCACAGCGUCCGAGGGAAGCCGGGGCUGGUGAAGCAGCGGGCGCAGGAGAUCGAGACGCGGCUGCGCCUGGCAGGCCUCACCGUGUCGUCUCCGCUGAAACGGUCCCAUUCCCUCGCCAAGCUGGGAAGUCUCAACUUCUCCACGGAGGACCUGUCCAGCGAGGCUGACACGUCCACCAUCGCUGACUCGCAGGACGCCAAGUGCGGUCUCUCGGCUUCCUUCUUGCCCGAACCCCAGUCUGCGCCAAGGGACCCUGCUGCAACCUCUAAAUCAUCAGGGAAAUCUGCCCCAGAACACUUGAAAAGUCCGUCAAGGGUAAACAAAAGCUGACUAGCUUUUGGCCCUGUAAGGUUUUCAUCAUGUCCUGAUCUACUCUCGUGUCUUGAUUUGUGUUAAUGACUUCAGUCUUCUGGGCUUUCCCCACUUAGAUCCCGUGAGGGGGGACACCCGGGUGUAGGACCUGGGCAACCUGGAAACUGUCAGCCAGGAGUCACAUUCAGAUAUGUACACGCAAGCCGGGACUUCGUCUUGGUUGUUAAGAGUGUGUGCCUGACAUGCACCAGGCCCUCGGUUUUGAUGCCCAGCACCCCGUAAAACCAGGCACGGUUGCACACGCGUACGGAAAUUACAACAUUGGAGGUGCAGGCAGAAGGAUUAGGAGUUCAAAGUCAUCUUCAGCUACAUGGUGAGUUUUAGGCCAGCCUGGUGGAGAGAAAAAGAAAAUGUGUGCGGACAUACAAAAUACUCGGUUUGCAACAUGUCAAGGAACCACAUUGGCGAGGUCACUGCAGCCCACGAUCCCGGCUCAUUCCCGUCCUCGAGAGAGAAUCCUCAGAGGGCAACACAAGGCCUACCUCUCUGCUCACUGUGCAUUUUUGUUUAUAAAACGGUAAUGACCAAGGCUCGUUCUGAGAACAAUGCUAUGUCCAGAAGGGAUUUUCCAAGAGAAUUGUGGGGGGUUUUGGGUUUGGGUUUUUUGUUUUGUUUUGUUGAGGGUGGGGACCCGCAGAAAUGUCAAGACUUUGAACCUGAUUGUCCCAAGAACAGCUAGGUGAUAUCAACAGAGGAAAGCACUUAGGGAGAGUGGCCCCGUCUAACCCUCCAUCCUGGUGGGGUUGGGUCCUCAGCUGCUGGCUUCACUUCAAGCUUAUGUCACCCAGUCACAGAGAAGGCACUGCGAGCCUCAUCUGCUGCUAAAGGAGGUUGUGGGUCUGGGCUGUGGAUCAUCGUGCUGUGACCACAUUGUAACCCUCCAGGAUGGCUCAUUAGGAACCCUCUCCACAUUUGCUGAGAGGAAAGACAGGUCAGGGUUAGCAACGGAUACUUUGUUACAAGUCCCUCCGGAGGAGCCAGUCUGAGAGGAGAGAGUCUAUUGAAAAGCUUCACUGAUGUUUACAAGAGUCCCUUCCCGUGGAGAGAAUAGAAUACUGCUUCCUUGUCUCCUCCAGCUCCCCCUUGCUGUAAUGAUGGGACAUAGGAGGCUUGGCCACAGCACAGGUGUGAGUGCAGGUUAGCUCAAUGAAGCAGGAGACCUGGGCUCUGGGUUCAUAUCAUGGGUCUCGACUGGUGCCCAUCAUGAAAAGGGUGCUUAAGGACUUUUUUUUCCUUAAGGAUUUUGAAGAGAGACAAGCAGAGAGGCAGACCAGCAGAAAGCCUUGACUUGGUAUUUAGCCAAUGAUGGUGCACAGCCCCGUGAGGUCACAGAUCCCUUUGGGCUCUGUUAAGGUGUUUGGGUUUGGGUUUUUUGAGACAGGGUCUCACCAUGUACCUCUGCUGUCUUGGAACUUUCUCUGCAGACCAAGUAGGCCUCAGACUCAGCAGAGAUGCAUCUGCCUCUGUCUCUCAAGGGUUUAGUUUGGGUGUUUUGGUUUUUGAAGUAGACUCUCAUCCUGUAGUUCAAGCUGGCUUCAAACUCACAGCAGUCCUCCUGCCUCAGCCUCCCAAAUGCUGAGAUUACAGAUAUAAUCCCAUCAUGCCUCAGGCUUGGUUGUUUACAUUUUGAAGGGUAAAUGGCGCAGGCUUGUGAUCUACUCAGGAGGGUGAGGCAGGUCCACCAUGAGUUAAAGGCCAGUCUGGGCCACAAAGUGAGAUUCUACCUCAGAAGUAGUAACCUUGCCAGAGAUGGUGUUACCUGCUUCAGAUGUCUGCUGGGGGCCCUCGCAGAAAGCUUGCUGAUGCCCCAAGGCUGCUUGUAACACUGCAGGAAGACUGGGCUCCUAUUUGAAGGCUGCCUUUGCUCCCUCCCACACUCCAAACUUGCCAGCCUACCCCUUUACCUCUUGAGCAGAUGGAGUCCUUGUGGAGAUGACCACAGCUCCUUCCUGCAAUUGGCUGGCUCAGCCAGACGGCUCAGUGAGACCACAAAGUCUUCAAGGAUAUGUUCUGGAAGUAUGUGUCUGGGGGUCCUCCCACACUGGUUAGAACCAACGGAGUCCGGAUGGUUUGGAGGUUGCAGCCAGGUCCCUUGGCACAGCCUGGGGUUCGGGCAAGAAGGAGAGAGAGAGACCACCAUUCCUGGUGAAUGCUCUGGGCGGCUUCAGGACCUGGGCCAGUUCUCUCUUCAUUCGUCUGGGGUCUUUGUGACCUCUGUCUCAGAAUAUUUCUCCCUAGCAUGAAUUUUUUAAAAAAUACAUGUAUGUUAUUUUAUAGGGAUUUAUUUUCCCACUACUGUCAAUACCAGUCACCUUAAAAAGUGAUCAUCCUCUUAUUCCUGAAACCAUGUGGGCUUCUUCCACUCUUCCCUCAGCCAACAAAAGCAAAAAAAAAAAAAAAAAAAAAAAGGCCAAGUUUAA